Messenger RNA from Diospyros lotus (date-plum), 539 nucleotides. RefSeq lists its product as uncharacterized. The transcript has 3 exons. Lineage: Eukaryota; Viridiplantae; Streptophyta; Magnoliopsida; Ericales; Ebenaceae. The coding region runs from base 84 to 389 and encodes 101 amino acids. The record is from RefSeq and is a predicted model, not a curated record.
UAUAUACAAAUACACAAGUAUAUAUAUACUUACAGUAAUAUAGCGAUCUUGUUGGAUAUCGUUAAAUAUUGUUUGUUGUGAAGAUGGAGGAAUCGGCGGCGAUAGUUAGACUCGAUAGGAAAUCGUCGAUCGACACCGAGCCUCGUACUCUCGACAUUCACCAAAUGCAAUUGGCAAGGGAUGCUGCGCUGAAUGUAAUGAGGACGGCUGACGAUGAUGCCUUGAGAAUUUUCACUGAGGGAUUGAAGCCAGUUGUGAGUGUUUCGGAGCAAAAUCAUCGGUUGAUGAGGAUGAUGGAUAAUAGCGAAGAUGAAUUUGAUUACAGUUUGAUGGACGAUUCCUCUGGAAUUCACAGUGGGAUAAGAGAGAUUGCUUCUGCACCUUUCUAACCCAACAAAUGUUUGAAUGAUCUGAGGAUGAUGAUGAUGAUGAUGAGGAAUCGCAUAUUUUGUUAAUUUUCUUUCCUUUUUUUUUUCUCUUUCUUCCUCCCAAGCGAAAGAAACUAAACCAAACCAUAUAAUACCAUUUCUUUAUCUUUA